AUGGCCGAAGUACUGACUGGUAUUGCCGUCGCAACCGAAUCCCUCACUCUUUGCAUCAAGGCCGUCGUUAUCCUCAAAAGAUUCUAUGUGACGGUCAAAGAAGCAAGGGAGGAUCUCAAUAAGAUCCUCAACCUGGUCGGACGCACAAGAAACCGUAUCGAACUGAUGAAGAUCACACUCAUCGAACUUCGGAAAACAACUGACCCCGGUAUUACUGCAGGCUUCAUCGCCGCAUGUGAUGGACUCAACAGAACUCUGAAAGAGCUAGUCCAAGAGGCAUCCACUAUUGCCAACGGUCGAUCUCGAUUUGGUAUUGCCAGACGUCUGAAAUGGUCGAUGAGCCACUCCAAGGUUGAGGAACUUGUUCGAAAGCUGGCAGAACAGGAGAAGGAGGUGACAAAUUCGUAUAUGAUGCUCAACUCAUUAACCUCUCUCCGAACUCAACAGGAGCUGCAGAGGCUCACAAGGUCAUCUGACGAGCGGUCCGAGAUCACAAUCGCCUUUUGCCAAGAAUCAGAGGAGCGCCUUUCCGACGUGUCUACGUUGCGAAGUAGCUCCGAAGAGCCCUCAAGUAGGCCUCGUACUUGGCUUGGGCAUACCAUUACCGAUUACCACUCUCCGGAGUAUCUGCAGCUGCGAGACGAGCUAUCCGAAGCCGUAUACUGGGGUGACUGGGAUGUCGUUUUCAACAAGCUUGAGGAGGGGUUCCGGACAUUUGGUGAACUGUGGGGGAAUGCACCACGAGUGAAAGAUCGAGCGCAGUAUCACCACCUCUCAAUGUGGACUCCUCUUCAUCAAGCGGUAUAUCAUCAUGCGCCAGUCCAUGUCGUUGAACGAUUGCUGGAAUAUGGAGCUUUCAGAGCAGAAACGCUCCGAACAAGAAAAUCCGAAUUCGGGCAUCCCAACUUGACCCCCCUCGAACUUGCUCACGAGAUGGAAGUCUUCCAUCUUUAUGAUAUUCUCCGACCAGUGAUAAAACGUCCUUUGCCACCGCACACCCUGCAGAGAAUCGAGUAUAAUUUUCACUGCCUGAUCCGCAGUGAGAUAGGGCAGUGUGUUGAUACAGCAAAGCUCUAUCUCCCUGCUCUUGAGGUUCUCACGGAGCUCGAUGGGGAAGCUGUGUGGUUCCCGAUUAAGUUUGGACAUCCCGGUGCUGGAUACCUUUUCCAGCUGUUGGGCAGGGAGCUUCAGGUCAAAUCUGUGAACAUCCAGGACAAAUCUUCGGAGACCCUCUAUCGCGUUAUGGAAGACGACAUUUAUGAGACUGACCAAAUCUUCAACUUUGCCGGAGACCUCAAACAGAAGAGAGACAUUGAUGAAGAGGAUACCGCACAAUCCUUGCCGUUCAAGCUGGAACUUUGAUGCCUCCAGGCACGACAAAGAAAAGACCACGGGUGAAGGAUUCUUCUUCUGGCUAUUGCUCCACAACCGGAUAGUCCGAGCAUCCUUGAUCAGCACAGUCAGUUAUGGGGUCCAUAUCGACGACGCUUUGGGCUGCGAAUUGGCAUAUUAUGG
Neurospora tetrasperma FGSC 2508 is the source of this 1515-nucleotide messenger RNA. RefSeq lists its product as uncharacterized. The transcript has 5 exons. The coding region runs from base 1 to 1362 and encodes 453 amino acids. Lineage: Eukaryota; Fungi; Ascomycota; Sordariomycetes; Sordariales; Sordariaceae. The record is from RefSeq and is a predicted model, not a curated record.